Molecule: messenger RNA, 1709 nt
Organism: Panicum virgatum (switchgrass)
Lineage: Eukaryota; Viridiplantae; Streptophyta; Magnoliopsida; Poales; Poaceae
Product: protein STAY-GREEN, chloroplastic-like
Exons: 3
Coding region: 483-1331 (282 amino acids)
Source: RefSeq, a predicted model, not a curated record
CAACCGCGCCGAGAAGAGAGGAGACCGACGAACGAGAGCGAGCUUGGCCGCCCGCGCACACAACCGCGACGUUUCCCGACCCCUCACUCCACCACCUACUCGGCCGGCGCCGCUGCAGUGCAGAGUCGCGCGCCUCCUUUUUCUUCUUCGUCCCCUACCCGUCACACCCACUCGUAUAAACGACUCCCUACGGUCCAGGAAGCCAGCCACUCGCGAGCUACACAACCAGGAGCCGGCCGGAGACAGACGCCACGCCAGUCGCGUACCAGGCCUCCAAAUCUGGUCAUCCACCGGGACCCGGCAGAGAGGCGUGCAAGAUUCCUUCCUCGCCGGGGAUCGAUUAAAUCUGCCGCCGGCGGAGCUCGAUCGAUCCAGCUUCCGCGGAGAGUCGCGGCGCUUCUUCUUGGUCCCGAUUCGCUUGCGGAAGCUUUUCUGGGAGCUUCUGGUGCGCCGGUGAGGAGAGCGAGAGCGAUCGAGCAAACAUGGCGGCGGCCACUUCCGCUUCUACCAUGUCCCUGCUCCCGAUCUCCCAGCUGAAGCAGCAGCAGCAGCACGGCGCCGGCGCCGUGGUCGUGUUCCGGCGGCGGCCCCGGGACGCGCGGCGGAGGCGAUACGUCGUGCCGACGGCGAGGCUGUUCGGGCCGGCGAUCUUCGAGGCGUCAAAGCUGAAGGUGCUGUUCCUGGGCGUGGACGAGGAGAGCGGGAGGCAGCAGCAGGGCCAGCCUGGGCAGGGGAAGCCGCCGGUGCUGCCGCGGACGUACACGCUGACGCACAGCGACGUGACGGCGAGCCUGACGCUGGCCGUGUCCCACACCAUCAACGGCGCGCAGCUGCAGGGGUGGUACAACCGGCUGCAGCGCGACGAGGUGGUGGCCGAGUGGAACAAGGUGCGCGGCCGGAUGUCGCUGCACGUCCACUGCCACAUCUCCGGCGGCCACUUCCUGCUCGACCUCAUCGCCGGCCUCCGCUACUACAUCUUCCGCAAGGAGCUCCCCGUGGUUUUGAAGGCGUUCGUGCACGGCGACGGCGACCUGUUCAGCCGGCACCCGGAGCUGGAGGAGGCCACGGUGUGGGUCUACUUCCACUCCAACCUGCCGCGCUUCAACCGCGUCGAGUGCUGGGGCCCGCUCCGCGACGCCGCCGCGCCCGCCGCCGGGGACGACGGCUCCCCGGCCGCCGAGGCGACGGCGGCGAUGCCCGUGGGCGAGUGGCCGCGCCGGUGCCCCCAGCAGUGCGACUGCUGCUUCCCGCCGCACAGCCUCAUCCCCUGGCCGAACGAGCACGACAUGGCCGCCGACGCCCCCGCCGCCGGCCAGGCCCAGCAGCAGUAGUGAGGCUGGCCGCCAAUGUAAGCCGUAGCUAGACACUAGCGCCUAUUCUUUAAUUGGUAGCUUUAGCUCAGCUCUACUCCUGCAAAGCUCGUUGUCUCUAGGCUUAGCUUGGUUGAGGUCAGGGGAUGAACUCAUGAACAUGGUGGCGCCUUGUACAUAGCUAGUAGUGUGUAGAACGCCUGGUCUGGAUGGCAAAACUUGCUAAAGGAUGUGCACGUUACUGCAGCUGCAAAAAUGGCAGGUUCAAGGGCCGGCAGGCAAGUUUCAUCUGUACAAGUACAAUGGAUCAGCUCUUGGACUGGAACUCCACUAGAUUUGUGUAGUGAAAUAAAAAAACAUGUAAAUGGGAAUGAUUAAAUGAUUUUUAGUCGACAGUCA